AUGACGAGUGUCUGGAGCGCGCACGUGACCAAAGAGGGGCGGACAUACUACUACAAUCGCAGCACCAAGCAGAGCGCAUGGGAGAAACCCGCAGACUUUGACGGCGAAGAGCCUAGCGCCGUUGCUGCGACCCCAACUUCGUCCAAAAAGGCCGAAUGGGAGGAGCUUUGGGACCCCAAGAACGAGCGCGCCUACUACUUCAACCGCACGACCCGCAAGACCCAAUGGCAGCGACCCGAGGGCGUGGAGAUCAAACCGCAUGCGGGAGCCACAGAGAAGCACAAGCACCACAACAAGACCAAGAAGACGAGCGAGGAGGCCACUAUUAGGGAUGACAGCGCCGAGUCUGAGGAGACUCAGAAUCAGAAAGUUGAAGACCAGAAUCAGAUUCAACAAGAGAGAGAAGAACCUGCCCCAGAAACAACAACCCACUCGAGGAAGAAGAAGAAAAAGUCCAAGAGAGAGAAGGUGGAGCAUGUGCCCGUCGAGAGUCAGAGGAAGCGACGUCGCCAGGACGAGAAGAGACUCAUUAUCUGGGACGACGAGGAGCAGGACCACGAUGCAAGUAAAGAUAUCGAGGAGAAGGACACGGAGGACGGCAAAGAAGCCACCAGGUUGUUGCAGGAACUGUCCAAGACUGAUGCCAUCAUGGAGGCCAAUGUAUUGGCUGUAAUUAACGGCUUCUUGAGAGCUCACACGGAGUCUAAUGGGCCUGAAAUCCUGGUGGAAAAGCUGUCGUCGUCGUACCGUGGCCACGCGCAGAUGAUUGGACUUGUUGCCUCCUGGCUGGACACGCUGCCGGUGUCAACGACGGCGUUGGAGAACAAAAUGACGUUCGACGUGAGUGAAGGAGCAGUGAUUGCCAAUAAAGGAGCAUCGUGGGACCCAGCGGAGGAGAUUCUGUACAGCCAUUUGAAGGACAUGGUCGACGAGAAUUACGACCCGAAACUCGUGUCGAACGUCCUGAGUGGAUCGGCCGUGGAGCCUGAAUGGCUGACUCAGAUGCUGAGCGACCGAAAGUGGCGACUGAUGCUCAUUGAACUCGCGGAAACACACAAGACGUGUACGUUGUUGCAGUACGCUAUUCGACGCAUCUCGGAAGCAGGUCACCACAAGGAAAUUGCGUCAAUCACAAGUGCGAACGCGUUCUUCCCGGUGUUUAGUGGGGUGUUGGUGGAUGCCUUCAGCCGCAUUCCAUUCGCUAACGAGGAAGAGAUGGUGGAAGAUAUCGCAGCUCUGAAGAAAGUUUGCUGCCAGUCUUCACACUCGUACGUCUACGCCCAGGAACUGCUCUGCUCGAUGGACGACAAGCUGUACUUGAUGCAGAAGGAUGCAGAUGCUACUAGUGCUGAGUACACGCAUAUCCGUAUGGUGCGAUCAAAGCUGAAUCGUGUACAUGGAGAGCUGCAAGAGACAGCCAGCACGAGAUUUGGCGCGAAAAUCGUUCCGUUCCACAUCUUGCGUCGCCGAUACAUCUACGACGCGAACACAAAGUUCUGUGACGCAAUUCUGUCGAUCGUGAAGACGAAGAAGUGCUCGGAACUGAGUGCCGAGGCGUUGGCAAAGGAGUAUCAGACGUCCAAGACGCCACCACCAGUUGCUCAUCUGCGAGACCCCAUGGUCCUAUCAAGUCUGCUAGAUCGACUUUUUAAUCCGUCGGACUCGAUCUCGCCUGCAUUCGUACAGAACUGCGUGUUCCUGCUGGCGUACGCGGCAUCCACGAAAGAUGAUCGGAGUUUGCUGCAAACAGGAGUCCAGGGCUCCUCAGACCAGGUCGAAGUGGACGAUGACGGCGUUGAGUCCACGAAGAAAGCUCUCGUCGAGGCUUCAGCGAUCUGCAAGUCGGACCACACUAUUGGCUACAAUAUGAACCAAUCGGGAGUGGUGGACAAGCUGAUCUCGGUGAUGUCCGUCCCUGUCGUGUCCAUGGGUGUGCUGCACUGGCUGGAGGUCAUCCUCACUUCUCCAGGGCUCUUUAGCAGCACACCACUGCACAUUUGCUUCCCCAGUCUGCUGCGGAUACUGAAGGCAUCGAUUAAGCUUCACGUUGCUCAGUGGCCCAUCUCUUUUGGUGUAUUGGUGACGUCGCUGCGACUUCAUCCUGACGUGAACCCAGUGAAGGCUUUGGAGCUGAAGCGUGAGACGCUCCGGUGUAUGGUGUUUAUGAUCACAAGUGGCUACGUCCUGCCUGUACUGGAGUUUGUGUUCACGAACACACUGGAGCUGGAUCAAGCGCUACUGCGCAACUUCAUUACGAUGCUGUUCGCACGCAUCGCGCCGCCGUUUUCGCCAAAGUUUUCUGUGGCUUUGACGAAAAUUCUGACGCACCCGAAGGUGCAAACUGCUAUCAAGUCGUGCCCGCCCGAGAGCAGAAUGAAGCUGCGAGGGUUUGUGAGUUUCUGUAAGAAGAACCCAAAGGUGUUGUCGUCGGAUCAGCUGCAUGCGCUGACUGUGAUUCAGGAAGGGAGAGAUUAA
Phytophthora infestans T30-4 is the source of this 2475-nucleotide messenger RNA. RefSeq names its product negative elongation factor, putative. The transcript is spliced from 5 exons. Gene Ontology annotation, biological process: negative regulation of transcription elongation by RNA polymerase II. The record is from RefSeq and is a predicted model, not a curated record. Gene Ontology annotation, molecular function: protein binding; RNA binding. Gene Ontology annotation, cellular component: nucleus; NELF complex. NCBI's taxonomy places the organism in Eukaryota, Oomycota, Peronosporomycetes, Peronosporales, Peronosporaceae. Bases 1 to 2475 code for a protein of 824 amino acids.